Molecule: messenger RNA, 2898 nt
Organism: Alternaria postmessia
Lineage: Eukaryota; Fungi; Ascomycota; Dothideomycetes; Pleosporales; Pleosporaceae
Exons: 6
Coding region: 1-2898 (965 amino acids)
Molecular function (GO): nucleic acid binding; protein binding
Source: RefSeq, a predicted model, not a curated record
AUGUUUGAGAUUCCGAACAUGAGUCUGGACACAGCACGAGACGAACUCGGCGAUGGUUUCGCACGCAGGAUCGACGUCGACUUCAAGCAUUCCAAAUGCAUCUGGUGCAAAGCAGGCGGAACCAAAACGAAGAAGAAAAACCAUUCCCUAAUGAACUGCCCUACCACAAAGCCUGCGGAGAACGACCAAACUUCGCUCUCAAAUGAGAUCUUCAAUGCUGGUAAGGAAGGUGCUGCAAUUGCAUAUAUUCAUCAAAAACAGCUUUCUGUGUAUCCUCGGGAUGACAAUGCGACGACUUUCUCGACUGGACUCUCGCGGCCACAUGCCUCAAACUACACUGUUUCUGUUAAAACUGCACCCGCUCCUCCUUCGGCUCCUUCUGGUCUUUCGUUCACUCCCAUCAUCCCUGUCCCGAGCCCUCAACCACCUGCUAGUUCCGCAACUCAGGGCGUAUCAUCUAGUAUCCCAUCUACGUCCAUCGAUCAAAGCUCUUCCGGCUUUGCCAGUUCGUCCGUUGUGCCUACUACUGGUUCUACACCUGCAGCGACUGCCCCGAUUUCAGUCAUAGAAAACCACAUUCUCCCGAACAUGUUGUCGGAUCAACCUCAUACAGAAGUUGCCACUCAGUCCUCUGCUUUUGGGUUGAAUGCUGUCGCUUCUGUUGCUUCUGCUGUCCCAACUACCAACCUUCAGGACGCACCUGUGGUUAAUUUCGGGGAGCUCACACGCUACAAUCGAGCUCCCGGCUCAUCCGCUUACGCGAAUGGAAAUUCAGACCUUGUGGACACUGGGGAAUUGAACGGAGAAUUAGAGAGACUCAAGGAUACCGCAUUACAAUAUCCCAUCAGACAGUCGCUUCGCGAAAGGCCAAAGAAAGGAGAGGUACUUACCAACUACUUCAAAAUUUCUAUUGAUCCACAGACUACUUUCUACGAAUAUCAAGUUCUAGGCAUCCCGGACUCAGAGUCACGGGCUGGCAAGAAGCGCUACAUGGACACCGCCAUUCGAAAUGUGCCCUUUCUUUACAGCAACAGGGAUGUCUUCGCCACUGAUAACUUCUACGUUCGCAAUGCGUACUUUGACCUUAAGACGAACGAAGGAAAUGCAGUCGCUCCACUUCGUGCCUUGCGCGGUUAUUCAUAUAGGGUUCAUUCCACUCUGGGAAAUAUCCUUCUGAAUGUCAGCCCCGCUAAUAGUGCCUUCUGGAGACCUUUGUUAGUAAGUCAAAUCUACCAGAACGGUAGCGGUCCGUUCGGCAAUUCGAAAGAUCAUGUUAAGAGAGCGCUCAGGGGCGUACGCGUGUACAUCGACUACAGCCGUGAAACCAAGGACAAGAAGUGCAAGCAUCCUAAAUGCAACGACCCAAACUGCAGCACCACCAUACCACCAGACAAAUUCAGCGCGAGAACCAGUUCUAAUAUGGACGGACAACAUGCGCGUAUCAAGACCAUUCGUGGUUUUGGUAAGGCAUGUAGCGAGCAAACCUUCUUGUGGGAACACAAGGAUGUCUAUGGCAAUAUCAUUACGGGCCAAUCAGUUCAACCUACAGUCCAAGAAUACCAGCAGAGACAGUAUGCUCGAGUGUUGCAACAUCCUGGCUUGCCUGCGGUUAAUGAAAACUGCCAUCCGAUAAGCCUCGAUCCUAGAAUGCUCCAGAUACCAUUCGUUCAUCUCAACCCUGCCACAAUUAUGUACUCGUCGACAACUGUUACCAAGACCGUUAACGAAAACACUGGAAGAUGGGAUCUCAAAGAGACCCAAUUCUUCAGAGGCAAUGCCAAAUCCCUGAAAUGGCUCUUGAUCACUGGACAAGGUGUCGACCGAAAUGAUGUCGUCUUUAUCUUGCAGUCGAUCUGCGUCACUGAAGAUAAGAUGAGACCAAAGAAUCUCGACUGGAGCAACGACUCUGCCCUCGGACAAUACAUGGCCAAUGUUGCUAUGAAAGAGAAUCUGAAGAUGGCUGGAAUCAAUCACUCAGCGCAAGGCGUGGAAGAGCAGCUGGAAAACACCAUUGUGAUUGGUGCAGACGUCACUCAUCCAGGAAGCGGAGCGUUACAGGGUACACCUUCGAUCGCGGCUAUUGUCAGCUCUCUGGAGGCCAAUGGCGGAAGGUUUCGCGGCAAUAUGCGGUUGCAAAGCGCGAAACAAGAGUACGACGAAGUUAUCACCAAAGAGCUCUCAACUAUCAAAAAUGCGUUCAUCGGAGUUGCCAAGCAGUUCAAGAAGCCUGUUCCCGAAUUCAAGACAACUGCGGUCAUCGUCACCAAGCGGCACAAUACUCGUUUCUUCCCCCGUCAAAAAGACGACGAGAUGCGUGGAAACGGCAACUGUAAACCUGGACUUCUUGUGGAAAGCUCCAUAACGUCACCAUACUACACAGACUUCUAUCUUCAAUCCCAUAACGCCAUCAAGGGGACUGCGCGAUCGUCCCACUACUUCGUUUUACAGAAUGAAAUGGGCAUCGAGAUAUCUGAUCUGGAGGACCUUACCCACAACCUAUGCCAUACAUACGUCCGGGCUACCACAGGCGUGUCUUACGCAUCUCCUGCUUAUUAUGCGGAUAGACUUGCGGAGCGGGGUCGCUGCUACUUGCGCGAAUGGUUCAAUCCCAGCAACACUAAACGCAACGCCUACGAGACCCAUUGCCAGCAGGUCGAAGCUGAUGUAGAAGCUGCACGCAAUCGUCCUCAGCGCACUGGAAACCACAAGAAGACGCCAGCAGAGAUACAAGAAGACAAGGCCGAUAGGGAACAGGUUUUGCAGCAAAUGAGAGACUACAUCUGGCCAGUCGUUGAAACUAGAUGGAACACGCCCAUCCAUGACCUCGCUGAGUCAGGCUUCAGACCGAACGCCAAGGCUAAGUAUGACCAUCUUAAGGGGACUAUGUACUGGAUGUAG